Molecule: messenger RNA, 1116 nt
Organism: Penicillium hordei
Lineage: Eukaryota; Fungi; Ascomycota; Eurotiomycetes; Eurotiales; Aspergillaceae
Product: Major facilitator superfamily domain general substrate transporter
Exons: 11
Coding region: 1-1116 (371 amino acids)
Biological process (GO): transmembrane transport
Cellular component (GO): membrane
Molecular function (GO): transmembrane transporter activity
Source: RefSeq, a predicted model, not a curated record
AUGAAGAAUGCUACCAGUACAGUUUCUCCAGUCGCAGAAAUUAACCCAAAAGAGGAGAGGUCCUUGGUAUGGCGACUGGAUAUCUUCUUCUUGACGAUUGGCUUUCUAGGCUAUGCAUUCAAGUACUUAGAUCAAACCAACAUUAGCAACGCCUAUGUUUCCGGAAUGGAAACGGAUUUGGAACUUUAUGGAAAUGAGCUGAAUUACUUUACCACUUUCUUCAAUAUUGGCUACAUGAUCAUGCUAUAUCCCUCAUGCAUUAUAAUUUCCCACGUUGGCCCAUCAAUUUGGCUACCCACCUGCGAGGUCUAUGGCCUUCGCUUCCUGAUUGGCUUUUUCGAAGGCGCAACUUGGCCAGGUUAUUUUACCAUCAUCAGGUCAAUAUACUCCACUCUACCCCAAGAAGCACGCAUGCUGACUCUGCGGUUUAGCCAAUGGUACUUGCCUCAUGAAAUGGCUCUCCGAAUGAGUCUUUACAACAUUGCCCAACCCGUUGGGGCUAUGUUAUCUGGCGCGAUGCAAGGCGCACUUUCAACUAAUCUGGAAGAUGCUCUUGGCCGAGCCGGCUGGCGAUGGGCAUUUAUCAUCAAUGGUGUCUGCACUAUCUUUAUCGCCUUAUUGGCUUUCAUGCUUUUACCAGGUUUUCCGGAUCGCCCCAACCCUCUCACCAAAUUUUAUCUCAGACCUCGGGAUAUCGUUGUCGCUGAAGAGCGAACUCGAAGGAUAGGCCGUGAUCCACAGGUUGGAAUUAACGUCAAAACUUUCCUGCGAUGCUUCAAAUUUUGGCAUGUCUGGUUAUUUUCAAUUGCCUGGUCUAUCGGAGCCAACACCACGCCUUCAAGUUAUUUCAACCUUUGGCUCAAGUCUCUCAAAAACGCCGAUGGGAGCUUGAAAUACUCGGUUGGUAUGCUCAAUUAUCUACCAAUUGCAGGCCAGGCACUCCAACUAGUUGCGGAACUCUUGUUCAGUGGCUUCAGCGAUUAUCUUGGUACUCGGCUACCAUUUUUGCUUCUUCACUCAGUGAUCAAUAUCACGUCACUGAUCAUUUUAAUAAUACGACCUGAAAGUCAGAGUGCCUACAUGGCUGGCUGGUAUAUGAACUAUGUUGGGGCGUGA